AUGAUGAAAGCUAGAGAGCUUCAUUUAGGAAAUGCAAUUGGAUCAUCGAUAGAAAGUAUCGAAGAAAAGAUCAGAAACAAUGAAAAGAAAAUGGAAGAUUUAAACAACGACAUUCGUGAAUUACAAACACAAAGGAAAGAUUUAGAAAAGAAAAUCGACCAAUUAAAUGGCAAUAUCAUUAAGUUAGAAGCAAUUCUUCGUGAUAAAGAAGCAAAAGUGGCUCGUCUGCAGAAAGAAGUCGAUGAAUUAAAUGCUAAAAUUAAAAAUUUAGAAAAAGAGCUCAAACAACUUCAACAAAGAAUCAGCGAGAUCAACGAAGAGAUCGAAGAAUUAAGUCGAGAAAUCGAAAAGAACGAAGGCAAAGUUCAAGAACUCGAACGUGAAGAAAAAACGUUGAAAAUGAAACGACAUCAAUUGGAAAAACAACUUCAUGCACAAGAAGAUGCAUUAACUGAUCGAAAAAAUGCUUUGAAUCGUUUAAAACAAAAAAUCGAUGCCGUUCAAAGUCUCCUCAAUCAGGUCGAAAGCAAACUGAACGAAUUAAACACUCAACGUGAAAACCAAAAAGCGGCAGUUGAAACACUGGAAAGUGAACGAACUCGAUUAGAAACAUUAAAUAGCAAACAGAGAAUCGAAGCGGAAAAAUUAAGUGUAAAGAAAGAAGAAGCAAUUCAACAGCGGCAAUCAGCAGAAGCUGAUCAUAAAAAAGCAGAAGAGGAUUUGGCUACAGCCAAACAAAAUCUUCGUACGGCUGAAACUCAACGUGAAAAGGCCGGCAAUUAUGAAGCCUUGAUCAAAGCUCAACUUGAUCGAGCGAUUGCUGAAGAAUUUCAAGCUAAAUCUGAAAUGAUGAUAGCAGAAUCAAAAAUGAGGAAUAAAGAACGCUGUGAAUUAGCUGUUCGAGUUAUCGGUGCUCUCAUAUCUAUCUUAGGUGGUGUUUGCAAUGCUCAUCAGCAGAACAUUGAACAUGCUCGUGCAAACGAAAAAUACGAAAGCAAAAGAAACAAGGUCAGUAAAUUGAGAGAUAAACACCUUGAAGCACAUAAUCGAACAGAAGAAGCGAGAAUGGCCUUGAUCCGUGCAACAACUGAUAAAGACAAAGCCCAACUAACUGCUACGACCAAAGCUACUGCUUACGAUAGGGCUAAAACCAAAGCUGAUAGUUUGGCUGAACAACAUCGAAAUGCCGUUCGUCAACAACAAUACACGGAGAUCAGUUAUCGAGUGACUUCAGCGAAAUUAAGCAAAGCUCAAGCGACAUUGAACAGCACCGAAACCGAAAUUCAACGUUAUGAACAAGAAAAAACCACUCAUAACAAUCAAAUCAGAGAAAUGAAUAACAGAGCCGAAGAUUUGAAAGACGACAUCACUCGACAACGGACAGUCGUUGAAGAACAUCGAAAAUCAUUGCAAGAAACAGCGAACGAAUUAUCACAAAGAACAUUGGAAUGUUCAAAUAUGAAGACGCAAUUACAAAUGCAAAAAGAUGAACGGCAAAAUCUCAAGACAACACGAGGGACUUCGGUCAAUCGAGAAAAAGCUCGGCAACGUGAAAUGACUUAUUCACGCGAAUUACUCGAAGCUGAAGAAAAAACCAUCGAUCAGUUGAAAACCGAUAUCAGAGAAAAAUAUGAAACUCUGGGCGAUUAUAAAAAGGAACUGAUCGAUGUCAACAAAAAACUGAUGGCGGUCAAAGCUGAACGAGAAACAUUGAAAGAAGACAAAAAGAAAUUUCAAGGUGACCUUGACGCAACCAAAGCUAAUUUAGUCAAAGCUGAAGCCAAACAUCGUGAAGCUCGAACAAAAUUUCAAACUCAAAGCAACAAAGUCGAAUCACUUCGUCAAAAUUAUUCGUUAACAAAACAACUACAUGAACAAAAGCAAACUCGGGUGAAGAACAUCCGAGAAAUAUUCGAUCAAAAAGGUGUUCAGAUCGAUAAAAGACGUGUCACAUGUCAAGGUUUAGUUGGUCAAAUCAAUGCAGAAAAAGCUCGACAAACUCAAGCGAGCGAAACGAUAAAAACAGCCGAAAAAAGAUUAACAAUAUUGAAAGAAAAUGUCGUCAAAGCCGAUCAAGAAAUCGUAGCAGAAGAAAAAGUUUACAAUGAAUUGAGAGAAAAACUCAGUCAUAUAGAAGGGAAUCGAGCGAAAAAUGAUCAAGACAAAGUGGACAAUCAAAAUCGAAUGGAAAAAAUCCAAGAAAAACUGCUCGAAUUGAGAGAGUGUCACGGCAAUUUGCAGAACGAACAUUGA
Molecule: messenger RNA, 2253 nt
Organism: Didymodactylos carnosus
Lineage: Eukaryota; Metazoa; Rotifera; Eurotatoria; Philodinida; Philodinidae
Source: the annotation of a GenBank genome assembly